Molecule: messenger RNA, 2262 nt
Organism: Colletotrichum orchidophilum
Lineage: Eukaryota; Fungi; Ascomycota; Sordariomycetes; Glomerellales; Glomerellaceae
Exons: 1
Coding region: 1-2262 (753 amino acids)
Biological process (GO): positive regulation of transcription by RNA polymerase II
Cellular component (GO): nucleus
Molecular function (GO): transcription cis-regulatory region binding; zinc ion binding; DNA-binding transcription factor activity, RNA polymerase II-specific
Source: RefSeq, a predicted model, not a curated record
AUGGCCGCCGACGACGAGACGCAACGCCAAUCGUCUCCCGUUGUCGACGAUGACAGGACCUCACGUGCUCCGACCGACCCGCCGGCGGAUGGGCCUCCGCCGGCCAAGAAAAAGAGGACCCGGACCCGGACGGGCUGCCUCAACUGUCGCCGCAAGAAGCGCAAAUGCGACGAGGGCCGUCCGGCUUGCGGUGGGUGCUCGAGAAGGAAGGAGAAUUGCGAAUGGGGUAUCAAGGUGACCUUCCGGGCUGAAAACGCCCAGACGAUAUUACAAGACCACCCGUCGAUGAAGAAGGCUCGGCGGCCACCUCUCCGUCGUCACUUUGAGAUCCUCGACGUCACCAACGAGGUCAUCCGCGACUAUCAUCUACCACCCGGCUUUCACGACUAUGACUCGGAUCGAGAACUUGGACCGGAUAUAUCGCCCAUCGAGAGGGGGGCCCCUGGUCCACAUCACGAAGAUGACGAUGCAAAGAAUUUUGACAGCCCCGUAUCCUACACCACUUCCACAGCCGGCGGCAAUACUACAUCUGUUGCGGGAUCCAGCACGGCGAAAAGAACAUUAUCCUCAUCUGGACCGAGUUCCGCACCGGCGGACCACAUUCCCAUUACAAGCUACGGCUCUCUUUUGACACCGUCGACCCGGCGAGAGGAUGCCUCAAGCGAUAAAGGACACCCACCAACGGGCGACCGUAUGGAUUUCCAAGCAUCUUCCUCUUCAGCAUCGCACCUCAUCACCGAUAGCGCCGUUGCAAACCUCAUUUACCUAAGCCAGGGAGGCGCAGGUCAAGGACCGCACGAACACCCCGUAUCCGCCGUCAGCCGUCUUCCCGUCACAACUUUAUCCAUCGACCCGCUGAUGGAUGCACCCUUUGACUUUAUGGACCAGAUGUUCACGCCCGAGGGGUCAUACGAAGACGGCAUAUUCUUACCGGGCUCAGCAUACCAUGAGCUCCACUCCACCUUGCGAAACCAUUUGAUCCAAGAAGUUCGCUCCAAUGGUCCUACGAGACCAGCUUCGCCGGCCUCUGGCGAGAACACCAGACCUAGAUCCAUCGACACCAGCUCCGGCCCUUGCUCGUCAAACGAGGCGGCCGAAGCAGUCGGUGAGGUAUCUUCCGAUCACGAACCCCCCUCUCUUCCCUUGGAAGAGGAAUGUGCGUUGUGGAAGAACUGGGUAGACGAGAUCUCUCCCUGGCUCGACAAGUUCGACAACCAGCGCCACUUUCAGCAUUCCCUCCCGACAAUGGCUCGGGCACACGAUCAUCUGCGGUACUCCAUGCUGGCUCUUUCGGCCCGUCAAUUGGAGCUGAAAGACAAGAGCCGCCCCACAGACCAGAGUCUGGCGCUUUAUCAAGAAGCGAUACACUUACUUUUACCCCAACUCCCGACGCGCACAACCGCCGUCAUAGCUUCGUGCGUGGUACUCUGCGUUUUAGAAAUGGCCAGCUGCUCUCCAAAGGCCUGGCGUAGGCACCUUGACGGCUGCGCCAGUCUGAUGGAGGCCGUUGGCAUGAACGGCUUUGUCGGCGGCGUCGAGCAGGCGCUAUUUUGGUGUUUUGUCCGGAUGGAUGUAUGCGGUGGCCUCAUCUCGUCGGUGAAGACCUUGAUACCCGUCAACCAUUGGGCAUCUCCAGUCAACCUCGAAACAGACGUUGGUUUGUUCCUCAACAGCCCCGGCCAUGACAUGUGGGCCAACUACGCAGUCUAUCUCUGCGCCCAGGUUCUCGACCUGCUGGCUCCACUGGCCAAGGCCAACCCAGGCGGCCUAUUUUUCGACGGACCAAGGAAUGACAUGAGAUACCGAGUGCAGUGGAUGAAUCUUUGGAGGUAUGUCGAGAACUGGCACAGCCGCCGGCCGUCCCAGAUGCAACACAUCAUGUCGAUACCCUCAUCGGACGCGGAACCGUUCCCCAAGAUUCUGUACAGCAACCCCGCCGCCAUAUCGGGUAACCAAUUAUACCACACGGCGUCUCUGUUGAUGCUACAAAACAGACCGGCCUCGUUACGAUUGUCACCGAGGCCCCGGUCAGCGCUCUGGCAUGCCAGGCAGAUUUGCGGGAUUUCAAUGACGAAUCACCACCACGGGGCGUGGACCAACAGCGUCCAACCCCUUUGGAUUGCGGGGCGUUGCAUGAGCCACAUUACGGAACAUCGCGCGAUACUGCAGUUACUAGAAAAGAUCGAGACAGAGAGCGGAUGGGGCACCAAGUGGAGGGCAGAUGACCUAAAGGAGUUUUGGGGCGACUUGGGAGACGGUUAG